CGGCGCCAUAGCCACAAGCUGGGCUUGUGGACCUCCUUCCGCAAGCCCACGUGCUCCAUUGGUCCCCCAAAAUGGAGCCCACCAAUGGCUGGGUGCCACCUGGGCACGAUGAAAAACUCGCCGCGUUGCCCUAAUCUCCCACGUCCCGUGUUCGACCCCGCGACCCUUUUCUUUCGUCUAGCUCGAGUUGUAAGAGCUAUGGCUUGUCGGCCACACCGGGAGCUUGGAUGAGCUUACUGCGGAUGAUUUUGGUUGCUCGGAUGGGUGUCUCGCGAUCUUCUCUUUGUUUUCUUGCUUCGCAUUCUCUCUGGAUUCUGGGACUCGGCAGCGCGGAUUCGUGACGUCUUGAUGACGAGGAGAUGGACGAUGGAGUGUGAGCAGCCCUUGAUCAGCAACAACAGCACGACGGAUCCGGCGAUCAAACUGUUUGGCAAGACGAUCCCCCUACUGUCGGACAAGCCCGCCAAGAAUCACCCGCAAUUCCACCAGCAGCAGCAGCAGGAGGUCGUGGACGAGUCGAGGGACGAGGAAGCGAUCACCGAGGACGAUCACUCUCCUCCGGCCGAGCAGGAGGAGGUGAUCGAGGUGGUCGAUCACCAGGAGGAGGAUUACUGCGACAUUGAUGAAGGGCCAGUGGAUCAAAGCCCCGCCGCCGCCGCCGCCACCGCCACCACUACGUCCACCGAUCUACAACAAGCGCUAGAUCGCAAGGAUGGGGGCAGUGGCGGCGAUAAUGGCGGCGAUCAGCAGCAGCAAAAGCCCAAGAAGCCCGACAAGCCUGUCGCCUGCCCCCGCUGCGACAGCAUGGACACCAAAUUCUGCUACUACAACAACUAUAACAUAAACCAGCCGCGCCACUUCUGCAAGAACUGCCAGCGCUACUGGACAUCCGGCGGUACGCUGCGCAACGUGCCCGUGGGUGCCGGGCGGCGCAAGAACAAGCACCACCACCACCAUCAUCACCACCACCACCAUACCGCCGGCGGCGCCGGCGCCGCCGCUACACCUGCCGCCGCGGUACCGCCCGGUAGCCAGUGGCACCAGCACCACGCCGCCGCGGCGCACGCGGCGGCGCUCAACUACGGGCAGCAGCACGCGCUCAAGAUCAUACCGCCGCUGCAGAUCCUCCAGCAGCAGCACGACGAGGGGAGUAUCGUCACCAGCGCCGGCGGCGUGCCGCCGAGUAGCGUCACGACACCGAAGAGCGCAGGCGGUAAGAAUGCCGGGGAGAUGAAUUGCUAUGCUUUCCAGUUUGGAUCGCCGCGGCACCAGCAGCAGCAGCAGCAGCAAACGAAGCGGUGCCCGAGCCAGAGCAGCAACUCCGAGGUCACUGUUUGCGGGGGUUCGUUCUCCUCGCCAUCGCCAAGUAGCAACAAUAGCAACAAGAAGAAGAGUAUCACCACUACCACUACCACCACCACCACCACCACUGGUACCGCCAGCGGUACCACCACCGACAACGCCGCCAACAACUCGGGAGUUUGCGGGAUGGACAAAUGCCCCGAGGAGGCAAAUGCCGCGGCGGCGGCGGCGACGGCUGCUGCCGCGGCUGCCGCGGCGGCAUGGGUCCUCCCAAUGGGUUUUCUGGGUGGUAAGAACGGGCAGCACGCGAUGCCUUACCACCAGGCCGGCGGUGCGUGCGGUAUACCGUGCUGGCCUUCGCCGGUACCGCCGGUGCUGGCGGCGGCGGCCGCGGGGCAGUGGAGCAUGCAGUGGGCGGCGAUGGCGGCGGUGGCGGCGGCGGCGAAUGCCAGCGCCAACAAUGCCGCCGCUGCCGCCGCCGCCGCCGCCGCGGCCAUGGGCGGCACGAAGCGCCCCGUGGAAAAAUCCGACGGUGGGUGUUUGUGGGUGCCGAAGACGCUCCGGAUCGACGAUCCGGGCGACGCGGCGAGGAGCUCCAUCUGGGCGGCGCUGGGCGUGGAUCGAAAGCACACUGUUUUCCAGCACUCCUCAGAUUUGGACCACCAACACCAACAAAGGAUGAAGAUGCUCCAGCUCCAGAUGCAAGGGGACCAAAUCACGAACCCGGCGGCCAUGGCUCGAUCGGCUUCGUUCCACGAGAGCAACUAAUCAUCCUGGCUCAACUCUCUUCUCUCAUUUAAGUUUCUUCGCGCUUGUCCCGUGAAGUUCUUUGGGAUUUUCAUAAGUUGCCGCAAGCUGGAGGAGGCAUUCCAGUUCUUCGUGCUGGCAACUUACUUCUAAUGCUACUGACUACAAAAGCUAGGUAGUACGUUGGGCGUGUAAACUUUUUGUUUUUAUACAGAAGGUGUGACAUUGUAAAAAACUAUCACUGGAAAGGUAAGGUUUUUUCUAAAA
Messenger RNA from Selaginella moellendorffii, 2316 nucleotides. RefSeq names its product cyclic dof factor 3. The transcript has 4 exons. The record is from RefSeq and is a predicted model, not a curated record. Gene Ontology annotation, biological process: regulation of DNA-templated transcription. Gene Ontology annotation, molecular function: DNA-binding transcription factor activity; DNA binding. NCBI's taxonomy places the organism in Eukaryota, Viridiplantae, Streptophyta, Lycopodiopsida, Selaginellales, Selaginellaceae. Bases 367 to 2070 code for a protein of 567 amino acids.